Molecule: messenger RNA, 421 nt
Organism: Drosophila miranda
Lineage: Eukaryota; Metazoa; Arthropoda; Insecta; Diptera; Drosophilidae
Exons: 2
Coding region: 13-330 (105 amino acids)
Source: RefSeq, a predicted model, not a curated record
AUCACUCCCAAUAUGACCAAGUGCACUGGGAAUCUGCACAAGCGACUGAAUCCAUCAGCAGCCGCCAGCUCUUCGGGGUAUCGGACUCCCAACGCCAAGCGCAGCCUCAUGAGCUCUCUGAAUUCGAUACGCCCGUCGCCGUCUACCGCACAGUGGCUGGCCAACAGCCAGCUGAAGGCGUCCAAGUCGCCACUAAAGCGGGUCCGCGUCCUGGACUACACAUUGCGUCCACAGACGCAGCAUUGGCACACGCUCGAACAAGAAGCCACGCACAAAAUCAGCGGUGCCGGAUACAAGAUCGCCCAGCGAUUCCGAGUAUAUGACCGAUGAGACCACUGAAAAUGACCGCGAAGCCGGGAUCUCCUAAACCACAAUUCGGUGGCGUCGGCCGCCAACACACCGUCAAAGCAGGCGGUCAAUC